UCUGCCGUGAAGCUCGAGCUGGAAACACAGUGUCUCCUCUACGGGACGAAGAAACAAGUUAGUUAUCAUUCUUUCAAAGAUAAAGAUCCCACCGGUCACAAUGAAUACCUUGAUUUUUCUGGUUCUUUUGGGAAUAAACAGCGCGGCAGCAGUGAUUCACUCUCUGAAGUAUUUCUACACUGCGUCCUCUCAAGUCCCAAACUUCCCAGAGUUUGUGGCUGUUGGGAUGUUUGAUGAAGAUCAGAUAGCUUACUAUGACAGCAAGAUCAGGACAACCGAACCUAGACAGGACUGGAUGAACAAGGUAGUGGAUCCACAGUACUGGGAGAGGAGCACUGGGAUCUUUUCGGCUACCCAGCCAAACUUCAAAGCCAACAUUGAAAUUCUAAAGCAGCGCUUCAACCAAACUGGAGGUGUUCACAUUUUCCAGUUUAUGUACGGCUGUGAGUGGGACGAUGAGAAUAAAGAGGUUAAAGGGAACUGGCAGUAUGGUUAUGAUGGAGACGACUUCAUAGCAUUUGACCUGAAGACAGAGACAUGGAUCGCUCCAACACCACAGGCUGUCAUCACCAAACUCAAGUGGGACAAGGACAGAGCUUGGAUCACACAGGCAGAACAGUACCUGAACCAGAUUUGUCCUGAGUGGGUGAAGAAGUAUGUGGACUAUGGGAGGAGCUCUCUGCUGAGAACAGAUCUUCCCUCAGUGUCUCUCCUCCAGAAGACUCCCUCCUCUCCAGUCAGCUGCCACGCUACAGGUUUCUACCCUGACAGAGCCAUGAUGUUCUGGAGGAAAGAUGGAGAGGAUCUUCAUGAUGGUGUGGAGAAAGGAGAGAUCCUCCCCAACCAUGAUGGAACCUUCCAGAUGAGUGUUGAGCUGAAAUCAGUCUCACCUGAAGACUGGGGGAAGUAUGAAUGUGUGUUUCAGCUCUCUGGUGUGAAGGAGGACAUCAUCAAAAGACUGGACAAAGCAGUGAUCAUCUCUAACGAGAAGCCGACUGACACGACCCCCAUCAUCAUCGCUGCUGUGGUUGUUCUUGCUCUCGUCAUCGCCAUCGCUGCCAUUGGAUUCUUCAUUUACAAGAAGAAGAACGACAAACGCCCUCCAUAUCCUGCAAGCAACCAGGAGGUCAUAGAACAAACAAUGCCUUUGAGUGCCUAAAUGCCAAACACACCACCCUGAACACAGUUUAUGGAGACAUUUUGCACUUGAACAAGGAGAGACGCCACCACAUUCUCCUCCAUAAACUGGGAAUUCAUCAACUAUUCAUCAGUGAAAUCACAAAUUGACAAAGUCAGGGUUGGGAAUCUAGUGGUAGAUACUUAUUGAUUAGAAUAUAAAGAACACCAACUGUUUGCUUAAAUAUUGAUAAAUCAAAUGAGGAUGAUUAUUUUUUUCUAUACCUGGAGAAAAGUAAGACGAUAUUCAAACCAAUGAAAGCAUCACAGCACUGUUCAUAUAUACACAAUUAAUUUAAAAGUUUGUGUGAUCAUCUAAAAUAAAUUCACCAUAGUUACAGUUUCAUAUUCCUGGUGUUGGGGUUUUGUUGUCUAAAUAUAGAUAUACAUAUACAGACACACAAUCACAUACUGCACAUGCAUCCCCUUUUUCAUAUAUACAAAUACUCCUGAGGGUCUUCUGAUAUGAGGUCGAAUCAGUGUUGCCCACCCCAGGCAUACACUUACACAACACAUAAGCAUCAGUACAACAUUUAUUUUCCAGUUGUGUAAAUAUUCUUCUUGUAUAUUUCUUUAAAAUGGUUGAGGUUAAAGAUAUUGUUUUGAUUUUAAUUAGGCUUAAGCAAGAAAUACAUUAUAUCUUUGAAGUUUUUCUUAAUUAAUCAAGAGUAUAUUAUUGUUUUUUGUUUCAUAUUAAAUAUUUGAACAUUAUAUUUAAAUUUUAGCUGAGAGAUUUUUAUCAGGUUGUUGGAUGUUUUUAGUUUCUCAGCACACUGAUGGUAAAAAAUAGAAAAUGAUUAACCUGUUAGUGUUUAGGAACAAAGGAGUUUUCUGUGUUAGCUUUGUAAACAUUUAGGAAUUAAACAGCAAUGCUCAAAAUUAUUAUUAUGUUCAAGCUCAUAAAUCAAUGUUGAAUGAAGUUUCUCUGUUAUUUCAUUCUUUUUUUACUUUUGCUUGGCUCUCAAUAAAGUCCCCAAAAAUUCCAAA
This is a messenger RNA of Lates calcarifer (barramundi perch), 2163 nucleotides long. RefSeq names its product H-2 class I histocompatibility antigen, Q9 alpha chain. Gene Ontology annotation, biological process: immune response. Gene Ontology annotation, cellular component: external side of plasma membrane. The record is from RefSeq and is a predicted model, not a curated record. Lineage: Eukaryota; Metazoa; Chordata; Actinopteri; Centropomidae. The transcript is spliced from 8 exons. The coding region runs from base 101 to 1159 and encodes 352 amino acids.